Penicillium mononematosum is the source of this 249-nucleotide messenger RNA. RefSeq lists its product as uncharacterized. The transcript is spliced from 2 exons. The coding region runs from base 1 to 249 and encodes 82 amino acids. Lineage: Eukaryota; Fungi; Ascomycota; Eurotiomycetes; Eurotiales; Aspergillaceae. The record is from RefSeq and is a predicted model, not a curated record.
AUGGGUUUGAUCGCCUACUUCAUAUUGCCUUCGUCUCUAAGACUUAUUACUGGAGCUAUUGUUCAUCGACCUGAGCUCACCUACGAAGGCCCACGAAAGCGGGUUCGUGGGGCGAUAUUAUCAGAUGGUCUGCGCUUUAGUGCACGGGAGGAGGUUACCGUCACAGCUGGUACCCUCCGCACGCCUCAGACCUCAUGCUCUCUGGGAUUGGACCGACUAAUGCAUUUCUUCGCACGCUAUUUGCGGUGA